GGCAAAAGGAAAGGAAGCGGCCGGUCCUAAAGGGGCCGCAGCCACUUGCCGAGCCUUUUUCUCCUUCCUCCAGUUUUGCAGCGACAGUCGUCCAAGAGUAGGUUCCCGGAAGCCCAGCACAGCUGGAGCAGUAGGGACUGCUGCUGGUGGCGGGAGCCUGCGGGCCGGGCGGAGGCGAGGGGCCGCUCAUCGGCGGGGCGGGCUGUGCCCUUGUGCCCCGCGCACAUCUGGGCCGGCCCAUGCUGCGGCCGGCGGCGAGCUUUAACAUCUGGGGCCGGGCCGGGGCGACGGGGUUCAGGGCGCAGGUGGCGCGGCCGAUGUGCCAGGCCGGAGGGUGAGGCCUCACGGUGGGGCUGGGACGACGCUGGCACCUCCAGAGAGUGCCCGGGGCGGCGAGGGGUCCGCCGCGAUGCCAGACGAAAAUAUCUUCUUGUUCGUGCCUAACCUCAUCGGUUAUGCCCGGAUUGUCUUCGCCAUCAUUUCUUUCUACUUCAUGCCCUGCUGCCCCCUCACGGCCUCUUCCUUCUACCUGCUCAGCGGGCUUCUGGACGCUCUCGAUGGACAGGCGGCUCGAGCCCUUAAUCAAGGAACUCGGUUUGGGGCCAUGCUGGACAUGCUAACGGACCGCUGCUCCACCAUGUGUCUGUUGGUCAACCUGGCCCUGUUGUACCCUCGAGCCACCCUUCUCUUCCAGCUCAGCAUGAGCUUGGAUGUGGCCAGUCACUGGCUGCAUCUCCACAGUUCUGUGGUCCGAGGCAGUGAGAGUCACAAGAUGAUUGACCUGUCCGGGAAUCCAGUGCUUCGGAUCUAUUACACCUCCAGGCCUGCUCUGUUCACCCUGUGUGCUGGAAAUGAGCUCUUCUACUGCCUCCUCUACCUGUUCAACUUCUCCGAGGGACCUUCAGUUGGCUCUGUGGGGCUUUUCCGAAUGGGCCUCUGGAUCACCGCCCCCAUUGCCUUGCUCAAGUCCCUCAUCAGUGUCAUCCACCUGAUCACAGCCGCCCGCAACAUGGCUGCCCUGGAUGCGGCAGACCGUGCCAGGAAGAAGUGACCCGGGAACCUCUGGGGCCCAGCUGCCCACCUGCCCUGGGAAUCUCACUCUGCCACACGGCUCCCCUCCCCCUCCUAGGAGGUCCCAGUCUCAUGUCUUCCUAAUAUAUUGUCCAACUGCUGGGAUGGGGGUCAGCCUGUCUUUGGUGAUGUGUCACGUUCUCUGUAAUCCUGAGGACCAGGCCCACCCCUGUGAUCCCCAAGGACCUGGCCUUUAAAUCAGGAAGGGUGUGCAUGAGUCCCUGCCCAUGGAGAUGGUGCUCUGGGGAUGCCAGGAAGCCAGUCUGAGGACUGGGGGUUAUCACACUCUCUGGCUCAGCCCUGGGGUCUGGCAUGGCCUGAGAUUUUAGGGACACUUCAGUGAGGGAGAUGGUGUAGGGGCCAGGUUUCCCAAAAAGCAGAGGAAUCAGACCUCUGCCCCCAGCCAGAAGAAGCCUGGGGGUGCCAUGCCCAGGAGGAAAGGGGCCGUCUAGAUCCUUCCCCAUUGCAGUUUCUUCUGCCUUACCCUCCCUGUCCCUGGAAGCCUCGAUAAUAAAGGUGGGAACAUCACUAA
Cynocephalus volans (Philippine flying lemur) is the source of this 1603-nucleotide messenger RNA. RefSeq names its product CDP-diacylglycerol--inositol 3-phosphatidyltransferase (gene CDIPT). The record is from RefSeq and is a predicted model, not a curated record. The transcript is spliced from 6 exons. Gene Ontology annotation, cellular component: Golgi apparatus; membrane. NCBI's taxonomy places the organism in Eukaryota, Metazoa, Chordata, Mammalia, Dermoptera, Cynocephalidae. Gene Ontology annotation, biological process: phosphatidylinositol biosynthetic process. Gene Ontology annotation, molecular function: CDP-diacylglycerol-inositol 3-phosphatidyltransferase activity. The coding region runs from base 410 to 1051 and encodes 213 amino acids.